AUGGGACGUAGACCUGCAAGAUGCUAUAGGUACUUAUCAAACAAGCCUUAUCCUAAGUCCAGAUACUGCAGAGGUGUCCCUGAUCCAAGAAUCAGAAUUUACGACAACGGCUUCAAAAAGGCUGAUUGCGAGUUCUUCCCUAACUUUCUUAUUGAAAAAUUCCCAAUUUAUAUAUUAUUAAUAACAAAUUUAUUUUACAAAAUUUAUGUUUACUUUUCAUAAAAAAUUUAAUAAUACUAUGUAAGUGCAUUCAUCUCGUUUCAGAUGAAAACGAAAAUCUUUCCUCAGAAGCUCUCGAAGCAGCCCGUAUUACAGCCAACAAAUACCUUUUGAAGAAGACUGGCAAAGAAGGCUUCCACCUCAGAAUCAGAUGUCACCCAUGGCACGUCUUGAGAAUCAACAAAAUGCUUUCCUGUGCCGGAGCUGAUAGACUCCAAAUGGGAAUGAGAGGUGCCUUCGGCAAGCCAACUGGAAAGGUUGCAAGAGUCAGGAUAGGAGACGUCAUCAUGUCAGUCAGAGUCAAGGACAGAGAUGUGGAAAAUGCCAAUGAAGCCUUAAACAGGGCCAGAUAUAAGUUCCCAGGCAGACAAAGAAUCAUUGAAAGCGACAAAUGGGGCUUCACCAAGCAUACAGUUGAGAAGUACGAACAGCUUAGAGCAGAAGGCAGACUUGUGCCAGAUGGAAUCAACGUCAAAGAAAUCACCCAACAUGGACCUUUGGCAAGAUUAAACAUCUUCUAA
Blepharisma stoltei is the source of this 740-nucleotide messenger RNA. Lineage: Eukaryota; Ciliophora; Heterotrichea; Heterotrichida; Blepharismidae. The record is from the annotation of a GenBank genome assembly.